Molecule: messenger RNA, 738 nt
Organism: Stylophora pistillata
Lineage: Eukaryota; Metazoa; Cnidaria; Anthozoa; Scleractinia; Pocilloporidae
Product: 3-hydroxyisobutyrate dehydrogenase, mitochondrial
Biological process (GO): L-valine catabolic process
Cellular component (GO): mitochondrion
Molecular function (GO): NAD binding; 3-hydroxyisobutyrate dehydrogenase activity; NADP binding
Source: RefSeq, a predicted model, not a curated record
AUGAACAUUCAGGGAGAGCCUGUUGGGUUUAUUGGCUUAGGAAACAUGGGAGGUCCCAUGGCCAAGAAUUUGUUGAAUGCAGGACAUGAGAUUUUAGUCCAUGACAUAUUCUCAGAGGCUGUUGUAGAUCUGAAACAACUGGGAGCUGCUACUGCUGCCACGCCCAGUGAAGUAGCUUCCAAGGCAACUACAAUUGUCACCAUGUUACCUUCGAGUGGAACAUUAAGCUUAUUUNGUUCUGUGAAGCCUGGAUCAUUGUUAAUUGACACAAGCACCAUAGAACCAGCAGUUGCCAAGGAGAUGGGUGAAAUUGUACAGAGCAAAGGAGCCACUUUUCUGGAUGCACCAGUCUCUGGAGGGGUAACAGCAGCUAAAGGAGGAACAUUAACAUUUAUGGUUGGUGGUGAAGAUGACGCUUAUGAAAGGGCCUCAAAAAUAUUACAACACAUGGGAAAGAAUGUAAUUCACACUGGAGCUACUGGCACAGGGCAGGCAGCCAAGAUUUGCAACAAUUUGUUACUAGCUGUGAGCAUGAUAGGGGUCUCAGAGGCCACAAAUCUUGGAAUCCGGCUGGGUCUGGAACCAGAAAUGAUCGCCAAGGUUAUUAACACAAGCAGCGGUCGUUGCUGGUCCAGCGACACCUACAAUCCCUGUCCUGGGAUCAUUGAAGGGAUCCCUUCUAGCAACAACUAUCAAGGAGGAUUUGCCUCACAGCUUAUGGUCAAGCGGUUUAACUGA